Coffea eugenioides is the source of this 2411-nucleotide messenger RNA. Its product is annotated as F-box/LRR-repeat protein 3-like. Gene Ontology annotation, cellular component: SCF ubiquitin ligase complex. The transcript has 8 exons. NCBI's taxonomy places the organism in Eukaryota, Viridiplantae, Streptophyta, Magnoliopsida, Gentianales, Rubiaceae. Gene Ontology annotation, biological process: SCF-dependent proteasomal ubiquitin-dependent protein catabolic process. Gene Ontology annotation, molecular function: protein binding. The coding region runs from base 1 to 1977 and encodes 658 amino acids. The record is from RefSeq and is a predicted model, not a curated record.
AUGCAACAAGUUCACCAAUCUCCCAAUCUCUCCAACCCUUUUGAAAAUCUUACUGAAGAAAUCAUAUUUAACGUUCUUGAUUUCCUCGAUGAGGACCCACAAGCCAAGAAAUCGCUCUCUCUUGUUAACAAAUCAUUCUACUCUAUUGAAUCCAUUCACAGAAGAUCUCUAAGACCUCUACGAACUAAUCUCAUUCCAAGUACUCUCCGAAGAUAUCCUCAUCUAUCUCACCUUGACUUCACAUGUUGUCCUCGUGUCGACGAUGAUACUCUUUUUGCUAUAGCUGAUGUAUAUAAGACUAGUUUGAGGGCCAUUGACCUUUCGAGGUCUAGGUUCUUUAGUAACGUUGGGUUGUCGAGUUUGGCUGGGAAAUGUACAGGUUUGGUGGAGAUGGAUUUGUCCAAUGCAACAGAGCUAACAGACUUGGCUGCUGCAGCUAUUGCCGAAGCUAAGAACUUGGAGAAGCUAUCAUUGGCUAGGUGCAAGUUGAUUUCAGAUAUCGGGAUUGGCUGUAUUGCUGUUGGUUGCAAAAAAUUGAAGUCGGUUUGCUUGAAAUGGUGCUUAAGAGUUAGUGAUUUCGGUGUUGGCUUGAUUGCUAUGAAGUGCAGAGAUAUUCGCUCUCUGGAUCUCUCUUACUUGCCUAUAACAGAAAAGUGCCUUCCACCCAUCCUGCAGCUUCAACAACUCAAGGAAUUGGUUCUUGUGGGAUGUUCUGGUAUUGACGAUGAGGGUCUUGUCACCCUGAAUCAAGGAUACAAACCACUAGAGAUGCUUAAUAUAUCAAUCAUUCAAAAUGUCAGCCACAUUGGUCUAUAUUCUCUAACAAAUGGCAUGAAACACCUAAGCCAUCUCAGUCUAGCAUAUGGUUUUGAUGUUACAGUAGAUCUAGCAAAAUGCCUGCGCAAUUUUCCGGGCCUGCAGUGCAUUAAAUUAGAUGGCUGCCAAGUCUCAUGUGCUGGGAUGAAAGCUAUUGCAGAUUGUUGUGUAUCCUUAAAGGAGAUAAGCUUAUGCAAGUGCAUAGGAGUGACAGAUGAGGGUCUCUCCUCCAUUAUGGAGAAGCACAAUGGAUUGAAAAACUUGGACAUAACUUGUUGUAGAAAAAUAACUCAUGCCUCUUUAGACAUUAUAACAAGUUCAUGUAACUCCCUUAUUUCCCUCAAAAUGGAAUCUUGUAGCUUGAUUCCUGAAGAUGCUUUUGAAUUGAUUGGGCAACGUUGCUCUUUGCUGGAGGAGCUGGAUAUUACUGAUAAUGAAGUCGAUGAUGAAGGGUUGAAAGCAAUCUCAAGAUGUUCCAAACUUUUGAGCUUAAAAAUGGGAAUAUGCAGGAAAAUCACUGAUAGUGGACUUUCUCAUGUUGGAAUUUACUGUCCAAGACUGACACAACUUGAUUUGUACAGGUGCACAGCAGUUACCGAUGUAGGCAUUAUGGCAGUUGCAAAUGGUUGCCUUGGUUUGGAGAUGAUUAACAUGGCUUACUGUGAGAAAGUUACUGACAGUUCAUUGCGAUGUUUAUCAAAAUGUUUAAGAUUGACAGCACUUGAAAUUCGAGGAUGUACUCGUCUAUCUUCAGGAGGAUUAUCAGCCAUUGCUGAAGGAUGUAGGAAACUGACCCUUCUUGACAUUAAGAAAUGCUGUAACAUUGAUGAUGCUGGAAUGCUUGCUCUUGCACAAUGUUCCCAAAGUCUCCAGCAGAUUAAUAUAUCAUAUUGUUCAGUUACGGAUAUUGGGCUAAUGGCACUGGCCAGCAUUAACCACUUGCACAGCAUGACUAUCUUGCAUGUAACUGGACUGACUGCCAGUGGGCUUGGUGCCGCUCUGUUAGCUUGUCAGGGACUGAGAAAAGUGAAGCUUCACUCAACCUUUAAAGCAUCAAUGCCUCAGGCUCUCCUGAAUCACGUAGAAGCUCGUGGCUGCAUCUUUCACUGGAGAAAUAAAGCAUUUCAGGUGGAUAUAGAUCCGAAGGGAUGGCAGCUAUGAUUAUAAGUGAAGAAUUCAACAUUUUGCAUCGUGAAAGUUGUUGCCUUGUUGCCGCUGAUAAGAUUGCAGCUGAAUCAAGGAGUCAAAACAAGAACAUUUUAUUCUGGUGAUGUGUUCAUUUACCUGAAUGUGCCGUGCCAGUGAUUGAUUGGUCAUAGAGCUUGUUUGCUGUCCAGGUUCCAAAAUGGGGAAAACAUAAGAGAAUGUUCUGCAUCAGACUUGCAUCAUUUGAGUUGCUGCGAUGGGUCCAGUUCCAGAAAGAUGAUUUCAUACUACUAUCUAUAUUCUUGUUGCUGCUGAUUCAGAUUUGAGUCUUGAGCAAUUUAACGCGGUGUCGAGACUGAGUAACUUCUUGAUUUGAAAAUAGAACGUCCCUAUAGGAUUUGCCUAUAAUUCUAAUCUGACCUUAUUCAAUCUGCUCAAACAUUUGACCA